This is a messenger RNA of Papaver somniferum (opium poppy), 849 nucleotides long. RefSeq lists its product as uncharacterized. The transcript has a single exon. The record is from RefSeq and is a predicted model, not a curated record. Lineage: Eukaryota; Viridiplantae; Streptophyta; Magnoliopsida; Ranunculales; Papaveraceae. Bases 1 to 849 code for a protein of 282 amino acids.
AUGGGUUAUGGUUGUGGCAUAUGGAAAGGAGUUUUUAAGUUUGUUGAUAUUUUUAUUUCCAAUUGUAAGAUGCAGGUAGGUGACGGAAGCCUAAUUAGCUUUUGGGGUGAUAGAUGGAUCUCGGAUACACCUUUAAAAAUAUUACAUCCAGCAAGUUAUGCCAUUUCAGGUUGUAAGGGAGCUACUGUGGCUGAGGUAAGAACUUCCGAAAGCGAUAUGAUUAGUUGGAACUUGAGUAUUGAUAGAAGAGUGUAUGGUGGAGUUAUCACUGAGCUAACCUCAUUACUUGACUUACUUGAUAAUUUUAAUUCCUGCAACAUUUCGGAUAUCGGUAGGAGGAUUUGGUUGGGGGGGGGGGGGGGGGGGGGGGGGAAAUCUAAUGGGACCUUCUCUGUGAAGUCUUGUUAUCAGUUGCUCCUUAAGACAGCUCCUAGUCCUUUGAAAUUUAUUCCUAAAAGCAGGGUUUGUUCGAAUCAGUGGCCAACGAAAGUUAGUUUUUUUCUGUGGGUCGCAAGCUAUGCAAAGAUUUCUACACAAGACAUGAUGGUUAGGAGGGGAUGGAAAAAGGAUUGGGUUAAUCAUUGUUAUCUUUGUGUUCAAGAUGGAGAGUCGUCUAACCAUCUCCUCGUGCACUGUAAGGUGGCUUUGACUGUUUGGUGUUUCUUUCCCAAUGAAUUUUCUUUGAAAUGGGUUAUCCCUCCAGAUUUCUUAAGUCUUAUUAGCUCACGGCCUGUUAAAGCUAAUUCGUUAAGGAAGACUUUAGUGUUACGUUGCCUUCCUGAUGCAAUCUCUUGGUGUCUUGGAAAGAGAGAAAUUGUAGAGCUUUUGAAGAUACUAGUAAGGAUGUGA